AUGCGCCAGUGUCCUACUUAUACGAUGGGAAAUGCCUCUGAAACAUUUCUGCUGGUGUCCAGAAUAUCAAAAAAUAAUGACUUCCUCAUGGGAACUCUCUACACCAUUUUUGGUGUGCUGUCUAUAGCAGGGAAUGGGGUCCUGCUGUUCGUGGCCUAUAGAAAGAAGUCCUCUUUGAAGCCUGCAGAGUUCUUUGUGGUCAACCUGGCCAUCAGUGACCUGGGCAUGACCAUGAGCCUGUUCCCACUAGCUAUCCCAUCAGCCUACACCCACAUGUGGCUGUUUAAUAAGCCCACCUGCACUGUCUAUGCCUUCUGUGGCGUUUUGUUCGGCCUGUGCAGUUUGACCAACCUCACUGUGCUCUCCUGCGUCUGCUGGCUCAAAGUCUGCUGCCCAAACUAUGGUAACAAGUUUUCAUACUGCCAUGCCUGGCUGCUGGUUGCUGGGGUCUGGUGCUACGCUAGCGUUUUCGCAGUGGGUCCCCUGUCGGGCUGGGGAGAGUAUGGGGCAGAGCCUUAUGGUACGGCGUGUUGCAUCAACUGGCACGCGCCCAGCCAAAACUCUGCAGCUAUGAGCUACAUUAUCUGCCUCUUCUUCUUCUGCUACAUUGUGCCCUGCACUGUCAUCUUCCUGUCCUACAUGUUCAUCCUGAUGACUGUCCGAGGCUCCCGACAGGCUGUUCAGCAGCACAUGUCCCCACAGAACAAGAUCACCAAUGCACAUACACUCAUCGUUAAGCUUUCGGUGGCAGUUUGCAUCGGUUUCCUGACAGCAUGGAGCCCAUAUGCCAUCGUGUCCAUGUGGGCAGCUUUUGGAAAUCCUACAAAUGUACCACCCAUGGCUUUUGCUCUGGCAGCUAUCUUUGCAAAGUCAUCCACCCUUUACAACCCUAUAGUCUAUCUGGUCUUCAAACCCAACUUCCGCAAGUCCCUGUGCCGGGAUGUGGCCCUGUGCAGGAAGUCAAUGUGUGGAUGUCUGUGUCUUCACAGCUCAACACAGAAAGGAACUUGCAUGCAAGCACAAUCCAAAGAGUGCAACUCUACAAGGUCGUCAAAUGGACUACCUGAGAACCACAGGAACUGCAGACACUGUCCUUGUCCUGAGACAGUCAGACAAAACUUUACAGACUACAGCCCCCAGCAGACUGCCAGAAUACUCAAAGGAUCUGUACACAGUGAAGUGGCUGUGAGUCAGCUCUCCAAUGAGAUGCAGAGCGAUUUCCUCUAAAGACGCAAAUACAGCAAGAUGGGGAAAGGUGAAAAAAAAGAAGAGUGAUACAGACAAAGACAGCGAGAAUGAAGGAUGAACAACACUAAUGGAAAGUUUGGGGAAAGAGGAAAGAAAAUAUUAAGAUUAAUGGAAGGAGAAAAUGUUUCAAGGUUGAAGGUUCAAGUUUGAAAACAAGGAACUACUCUCAUGCCUCAAAUAUGUGAUACUGCCAAAAUAGAAAAAAGACCACAAAGUAAGAAGCCAAUACAGGAGGAUAAGCAAGCCAAACAUGCAGCCAUGGAUGUGAACCAUAAUAUUUCAUCAGGUGAAAUUAACCUGCGUCAACUAUCUGAUCACUGAUCAAUAUUAGCAAAGCAGGACAGAGAACACACAGCGUCUCAAUGCAAAUCAAUUCAAGCUGGAUUUGGAGGGAGGAGCUGAUACAAGACUUUCUACUCGCUAAACUACCUUUUAUGUAUUUAUUAAAAGUACU
This is a messenger RNA of Notolabrus celidotus (New Zealand spotty), 1702 nucleotides long. RefSeq names its product opsin 7, group member b (gene opn7b). Gene Ontology annotation, cellular component: membrane. The transcript is spliced from 6 exons. NCBI's taxonomy places the organism in Eukaryota, Metazoa, Chordata, Actinopteri, Labriformes, Labridae. The coding region runs from base 1 to 1227 and encodes 408 amino acids. Gene Ontology annotation, molecular function: G protein-coupled receptor activity. The record is from RefSeq and is a predicted model, not a curated record. Gene Ontology annotation, biological process: G protein-coupled receptor signaling pathway; visual perception.